Molecule: messenger RNA, 1120 nt
Organism: Cannabis sativa
Lineage: Eukaryota; Viridiplantae; Streptophyta; Magnoliopsida; Rosales; Cannabaceae
Exons: 3
Coding region: 271-684 (137 amino acids)
Source: RefSeq, a predicted model, not a curated record
AAUGUCAAAAAAAAAAAAAAAAGAAAUUGUCAAUUUGAAAAAUAUGAAGUCAUUGACUUUAGGAAAUGAAGACUUAAUGAGAUAGAGUGAAAGAUGAGGUGGACGGUGAGGAUGAUUGUGAAGUGAAAGAGAGAAUAUUAGAAAGUCUCUUCUCUUCUCUUCAUACAAAACCCUCAUUUCCUUCCUUCAUCAGCCGACUGUGACGGCUUAACUUUUUUCAGAUCUCCUCUCUUCCCAAAUCCUUUCAUUUCAUUCUCAAGGCUUCUUGUAAUGGCAGAAUCAAAAACAAGUUUGAGGAAACCAGUCUUUACCAAGGUUGAGCAGCUGCGGCCUGGGACCAGUGGGCACACUCUCACAGUAAAGGUUGUCAGUACUAAAAUGGUUUUGCAGAAGGGCCGUGCCGAUGGUCCCCAGGUUCGUCAAAUGAGAAUUGCUGAAUGCUUGGUUGGGGAUGAGACUGGAAUGAUUAUUUUCACAGCUAGAAAUGACCAAGUGGACCUGAUGAAAGAGGGUUCAACCGUUAUCUUUCGGAAUGCUAAAAUCGACAUGUUCAAAGGAUCAAUGAGGCUAGCUGUGGACAAGUGGGGCCGUGUCGAAGUCACUGAACCUGCAGAAUUCAACGUGAAAGAAGACAACAACCUUUCUCUGAUCGAGUACGAACUUGUGAACGUUGUUGAAGAGUGAUUUUCAAGGAUGGUGCUCCCUCUACAUUUUGGCCCAAGAAAAUAAUAAUAAAAAAAAAAUCGAAACCCAGCAAAGAAACAAAAAAAAGAAGUACGGUUCUCUACGGGGCAUCUUUUCGCCAAUCAAUCUCAUGAAAGUUUUACUAGUAGGAAGAAGAAAUCUUGAAGCUUAGUUACUACCCUCGAGUUGCAUUUCACCUUGAGCAAAAGAAAAAAAAAAUGGGUGCAAUCGUUGGUUGGUUAUAUGGUAAGUUUGAUAUGAAGGGAGCUGGCUUUUUGGAUUUGGCUGUCUGUUUACAAUUAGCUAUUUAUUUUUCGAAGAAUACAUAUAAGAUAAACACUAUGAAGCCACCAUUGUCUCUUCUGCAUAACUGGAAUGUGAUUUCUCCUACUUAAUAUCUUGAAUGCUAAUAUGCCCUUUUGCUAUUUUCACUUAA